AUGAUGCCAAGUAAAUUUUAUAAAAGAAGUCUAAGCACUAGAAAUGAAGAUAACUACAAUUAGUAAACAAUCUUUAAACAUCCUCAAAUUAAUCUUACUCCCAUCAAAAAAAGAGUCAAUCUAACUAGAAUAGAUGGAUACGAGAACAUCAUUUCCUAACUCUAUACUCCCAGAUAAAUCAAAAACAUUGGUUAUUCACCUAAGAUUAUUAAGCAUAGCGCCUAUUAAGAAGAGACUCAGUUUAAUAAUAUUGUUUAAGGUUACUUCUUACCAACUCCGAGAAAAAUUUCAUUAUAAUUUAACAAAAUAAUCACAGAACCUACUACUUUUAAUAAUAGUCCGAUUCGAAAAUAGGAGAAAAAUUGUAUCAUAUUAAAAAACACUAAAACUGAUCUGGAGUACGAUUUAGAUAAACAAUUGAAUAUCCCAUAGAAAAUUAGAUUAUACUUUAGCUGUCAAAAAUUACAAAAAAGAUUCUUUAAAUUAUAAGAAUUACUUUAAUUUAUAAGCAUUAAAUCUAUGUAUUAAUAUCUGAAUGACCAAAAUUCAAAUACCAUUGACUAUGUAGCAGAAUUUGAUAUAUAAUACAAGCAAUUCAUAUUGACUGAAUUCUUGUGUAUCAUCUUGUAUUUCUUAAUCAAAUAUAAUUUGAUCAAAAAAGAUGAAUUGAGUAGGUUGGAAAAACUAAUCUUAUAUUAACAUUAAUAAAAUGCCUGUAAUGUCAUUCAUAAAUUGUAAAUUCAUGUCCCAGGAUUUAAGACCUACAUGCAUUUGUUCUAUUAACUUCAAUAAGCCAAUCCGUUAAUUCCUAAGUAGAUAGACUUACUCAAUAAAUACAUUGAUAAAACAAUUGAUGAUUUAAUUAAAACUAUUGUUAAUUAUUAAUUAAAGCAAUAAAUUAGAGAAUUCUUAUUUAUGAAGAUUGAAUAAAAAACAAGCGAUUUUAUAGACAAACUGAAAAAAAUUAUAGAGUCAAUCCAGGAGAAUCUUUAUUUCCUACCUAAAAAUGAAAAAGAAUACACACUAAUACUAGAUUUAGAGGAAACCUUGAUCCACAUAGAUGAUAAAUCUUAAAUAAAGAAGAGACCAUUUCUAUAAGAGUUUCUUGAAGAACUCAGUCGAUAUUACGAAAUCGUUGUUUUUGGUCACCUGCCAUAAUUAGAAAUGGAAAAAAUUAUUCCAAUAAUUGACGAAAAUUCAAUUAUCAAACAUCAACUUAAUAGAAAUCAUCUAAUGAAAUAUGAAAAAGUAUUAAUUAAAGAUUUAACAUUGUUGGGGAGACCUCCAAAUAAGUAUAUUAUAGUGGAUAAUGACCCGUUUAAUUUUCUCCUUAGUCCUCAAAAUGGUAUAUAAAUAAGGUCUUGGCAUGGUGAAUAAGGAGAUCAUGCAUUAUAAGAUUUAUAACCCUUUUUAGGUGAUCUGCGUCUAUACAAAGAUGUUAGAAUUGGAUUAACAUAAGUCAAAACAUACUCUCAAUACUUUUUUGUACCCUUGUGA
Molecule: messenger RNA, 1497 nt
Organism: Paramecium tetraurelia
Lineage: Eukaryota; Ciliophora; Oligohymenophorea; Peniculida; Parameciidae
Exons: 4
Molecular function (GO): phosphoprotein phosphatase activity
Source: RefSeq, a predicted model, not a curated record